UCGGGUGCCCCGCACAGUCUCUCACUCGGGCGAUUUGUCUACGCACCAGGCCACACGCGGGUGCUCUCUUCUUUUUCUAGCGUCUAACUUCCUCACAAACCACCACCAUGUCCGACGAAGAGUACAGCUCCGAGGAAGAGUCUGAGGAAGAGGACCCCGCAGCGGAGAAGGCCAAAGCCGAGGUAGCUAAGCGGCAGGCCGCUAUGCUGGAAGCUGCAAGACAGAAGGCCUUGGAGAUCGAGAAGAAAAAGGCCGAUGUACGCAAAAGGCUCGAAGAAUCCAGCCAAAAGAAGGCCAAGAAAGGCUUCAUGACACCAGAGCGCAAGAAGAAGCUCAGGCUGUUGUUGCGUAAGAAAGCUGCUGAGGAGCUCAAAAAGGAGCAGGAGAGGAAAGCCGCCGAAAGGCGCAAGAUCAUCGACGAGCGCUGUGGCCAGCCCAAAAAUCUGGAUGGAGCUAAUGAAGAACAACUUAAAGCAAUCUGCAAGGAAUACCACGAGCGAUUGUUCCUUUGCGAGUCCCAGAAAUGGGAUCUUGAGUAUGAGGUUCGGAGGCGAGAUUAUGAGAUCAACGAACUCAACAUUCAAGUGAACGACUUACGCGGCAAAUUCAUCAAGCCCACUCUGAAGAAGGUCUCCAAGUACGAGAAUAAGUUCGCCAAGCUCCAAAAGAAGGCUGCCGAGUUCAACUUCCGUAACCAGCUCAAGACUGUCAAGAAGAAGGAGUUUGAGCUCGAGGACGACAAGGCUGAUAAGUCAAAGCCUGAAUGGGCAGCAGGCGGACCCGGUGCAGGCAAGAAGGAAGGAGAAGAGGGCGGAGCGGGAGAGGGUGAAGCCGGAGAAGCCGAAGGUGCGCCAAGCACUCAAGGGGAAGGCGCUCCAGAGGCAGCACCUCAGGAGGCAGCGCCUGCAGAGCCUCCGGCAGACGCACCUCCUGCAGAAAUUUCUGCUGAGGUUGCGCCUGCCGAGAGCGCCCCUGCUGAGGGAACUGAAGCUCCCUCAGCAGAGGGGACUGAAGUUCCCUCAGCAGAGCCUGCCCCUGAGGCUGCUCCCUCUGAAGCUCCCCCAGCAGAACAAGAGCCUGCGGCGCCAACGGAAGGGGAAGCGCCGCCCGCGGAAGCAUAAACUGCUUCAACUGCUUCUG
Messenger RNA from Hyalella azteca, 1140 nucleotides. RefSeq names its product troponin I (gene wupA). Gene Ontology annotation, cellular component: troponin complex. Gene Ontology annotation, biological process: muscle contraction. NCBI's taxonomy places the organism in Eukaryota, Metazoa, Arthropoda, Malacostraca, Amphipoda, Hyalellidae. The record is from RefSeq and is a predicted model, not a curated record. The transcript has 14 exons. The coding region runs from base 108 to 1121 and encodes 337 amino acids.